Trichosporon asahii var. asahii CBS 2479 is the source of this 258-nucleotide messenger RNA. RefSeq lists its product as uncharacterized. The record is from RefSeq and is a predicted model, not a curated record. The coding region runs from base 1 to 258 and encodes 85 amino acids. The transcript has a single exon. Lineage: Eukaryota; Fungi; Basidiomycota; Tremellomycetes; Trichosporonales; Trichosporonaceae.
AUGGGGGUCCGGCUGCUCGCCGAGCUCCCGGUGUUCCGCGCGCCCCAGAGCUUGCCGCCGCCGUUCGAGUUCAAGCGCAGGCGCUCGACGUUCCUGCUCAAGGGCCCGCACCGCGACGACAUCGUCAAGCUCAUGCGCACCGAGUCGGAGGCGCUCAAGGAGGAGCGCAAGAUGCUCUACGAGGCGGAGAAGGAGCUCACGGUCGUGCACGACGAGCUGCUGAACACGCGCGCGAUGGAGCGCGUCCUGGGCUUUUAG